Molecule: messenger RNA, 1149 nt
Organism: Gymnogyps californianus (California condor)
Lineage: Eukaryota; Metazoa; Chordata; Aves; Accipitriformes; Cathartidae
Gene: UTS2R
Product: urotensin 2 receptor
Exons: 1
Coding region: 1-1149 (382 amino acids)
Biological process (GO): regulation of blood pressure; neuropeptide signaling pathway; blood vessel diameter maintenance
Cellular component (GO): membrane
Molecular function (GO): urotensin II receptor activity
Source: RefSeq, a predicted model, not a curated record
AUGUCCCUAACCGACGAACUGGAGAGCCACUUUUCUGCAACCCCCUACAUGGUGACAGACACAAGCGAGAGCAGCCUGUUCAGAAUCAGACCCAACGCCUCUGCCAAUGCCACCGGGGACAGCACGUCAGCCGCCGGUUCCAUGGAGGACAUGAUCGCCAUCUGCACCAUUGGGACAAUCCUCUCCCUCAUGUGCGUGAUUGGGGUGACAGGCAAUGUCUACACCUUGCUAGUGAUGUGCCAUUACUUGCGAUCAUCUGCUUCCAUGUAUAUUUACAUCAUCAACCUUGCGCUGGCAGACCUGCUCUACCUUCUCACCAUCCCCUUCAUCGUUGGGACCUACUUCAUUCAGAAAUGGUACUUUGGGGACAUUGGCUGUCGCAUCCUGUUCAGUCUGGACUUCCUCACUAUGCAUGCCAGCAUCUUCACCCUCACAGUCAUGAGCACGGAGCGCUACUUUGCUGUGCUGAAGCCCCUAGACACAGUGAAGAGGUCCAAGAGUUACCGAAAGGCCAUUGCUGUUGUUAUCUGGCUGGUGUCACUGCUGCUCACUCUCCCAAUGCUCAUCAUGAUUCAGCUGGUGCAAAGGGACAACAAAAGCAUCUGCCUGCCCACUUGGAGCAAGCUGUCCUACAAAGUCUAUCUCACCAUCCUUUUUGGUACCAGCAUCGUGGGUCCAGGGGUAAUCAUUGGCUACCUUUACAUCCGAUUAGCUAAGAUUUACUGGGUGUCGCAAACAGCAUCCUUCAAGCAGACCAAGCGGCUGCCGAAUCAAAAGGUGCUCUAUUUAAUCUUCACGAUAGUGCUGGUGUUCUGGGCUUGCUUCUUGCCUUUCUGGAUAUGGCAGCUUCUCUUCCAGUAUUAUGAAUCCUUCCCUUUAUCUCCCAAGGUGAUGAAGAACAUUAAUUAUCUGACAACCUGUCUGACCUACAGCAACAGCUGUAUCAACCCCUUCCUCUACACCCUGCUCACCAAAAACUACAGGGAGUACCUGAAGAACAGACAGCGGUCCCUUAGCAGCAGCAGUGGGUACUUCCAAAGGAGGAAUCGGUUUCAGAGGAUUUCAGGGAGAUCCCUGUCCACGAGCAGUCAGCACUGCACAGAGACAUACGUUCUUGCUCACGCUCCUUUGGGAAACAGCAGUGCCUGA